AUGGUUCUUGCCUUGAAAACAAAAGGCACACAAGAAGUGGCUGAUGGAGUUGAAGCUGAAAAGAGGGGCUGCAGUAUUGUGAUCACUGGCUUAGCUGAAUUGGGGGCUGAUAGAUCCUUGAUGGAAAGACAGAGGAACCUCGAAGAAAAAGUGGCCAAUGUCCUUGAUCCGUUUGAAGUUGACUGCCUGCCCGAAGUAGCUUACAGGUUGGGAAAGUUCAACGGUAACAACCAACGUCUUGUUAAAGUUGUACUCCCUUCUCGUUCCCACUGGGCAAAGGCUCUGUCAAGAGCGCACUUCGUACGCCGCACAAGCCUUUCGAACAUGUUUGUACGUAAAAGUAUGACCGCGGCAGAACGAAAACGGGAUUAUGAGUUAAGGCACAAGGCUCGUCUAAGAAAUAAACUGUCGUCUACGCAUGGGGGGGAGGGUGGUUAA
Necator americanus (New World hookworm) is the source of this 438-nucleotide messenger RNA. RefSeq lists its product as uncharacterized. The transcript has a single exon. The coding region runs from base 1 to 438 and encodes 145 amino acids. NCBI's taxonomy places the organism in Eukaryota, Metazoa, Nematoda, Chromadorea, Rhabditida, Ancylostomatidae. The record is from RefSeq and is a predicted model, not a curated record.